GGCGUCGUGGGUGGCCGUCAGGCCCUCGAGCAUCUUUUGCAUGGCAGGGCUGAGGCGGUCAUAGAUCUCGUAGCCCGAGGCCCAGAGGGUGUCGCCUCCGGUCGGGGGCAGGGUGUGGAUCUUGAGCAUGGCGUAGUCGGACGGCACGGGCUCAAACGAGAUGUCGGUGUGCCAGGCGGCCGAUGCCAGGCGCGACACGUCGGAGAGCAUGUGGGUCAGGCCGCCGCCCUUCUUUUGCUUCUCGGACGAGAUGACCGAGAUCUGGUCGCCCAGCUCUGAGCCCUCCUCCGUCAGGGGGUGGACGUGCAGACCUGAUGAUUCGGGCUAGAGGGCACUGUUAGCGUUCAUGGCCUGUAGAGUUAUGAGAGGGCACGGGGGGUUCACAUACGCAACCUGCCAGUUUGCGCAACAAUAACUCACUCGUCACGGCAAGGUCUCUUAUAACGUGGUCUUCAGCCUUGAGCAAGUCUCGAACCUGCAGGCCCUCGAAUUCCGUGCCAAUCACAGGUGUAACGUCGGCCUGUUUGUACUGGUCGAGGCUGCCCGAGUAUACAAUGGGCUGUGUGCGUCUAGUCCGGGCGGCGGCAUUGCCGCCAAAAAUAUUGGAGUCCGCUACCAGGUCGGUAGCCGGGAUGUUUAUCGAGGGCAUUGUGAAGGAGAGGACUGGUUUUUUCAGUCGGAACUUAUUUUACUACACAAGAUGUUGUCGGCCGUGAUGCGAGUGUUUGCAAUAACGGAUGACGUGGGUUCAAGAAGGGGUGAUGAUACAAGAAAGCACUUUUUUUUUGGCUCGGGAAUGGAGAACUAGGGACCAGCCAAUGCACCUCGGAAUACUGGCGUCACAAGGUAUCUAUAUCAAGCCAAGUGAGGGGCCGCGAUCGGGAACAGCGAACUGCGACGAUGGCUUAGCGUCCCACCCAGGGAAACCUGGCUCAUGAUUCGAUCAUGUUUGGAGAAGCUAUCAUCCCCCCAUUUCUUGGGGGGCAGGAGGGCGAAGUGGCACCCGGAAAGCGUCGGAGGUGCUGGUUUUGUCAGCCAGUGUACAGCGACGAUUGUUUUUUGCUUGGAAACAAGCAAGACAUCAGCCUCCUCACUUUCAUGCACAGCAACAUCACGACGGAGUGGUCAAGGUGGUGAAGUUGGAGUUGUGGAGUUUAGGCCACAGAAAGGGCGGGUCGUUUGCAGUCGAGACCAGCAAGCAGCGGAGAAAAUAUCGGAGUUAUCCUCUUGCGUCAACGCCGCCAAAAUGAAGACAUACCGGCCAAGUGUCCGUGGAGAGGCAAAGACCCGUCGCACAUGCUACCUCAACCCCGCAAAAAUCUCCUAACCCAACCGUCAGCGUGCGGGGGUCUUGCCUGACAAGCCUGUGCCUGGCCACUCGGAGCAGGACCAGGACCAGGGGGUAACGUUCCCAAUCCGGUAGCUUUCAUGGAUGUCAAGUCUUUCUGGCCUGCGCCCGCCAGCCGUAUGGAUACAAGAGACAAUCUACUGAAAGGGAAAUGAGAGCGUCGCGCGCUCAGUGACGUGAUUUAUCAAGUCGUUUUCGAGAUGGCUUGACCUGCUAGGGGUACAAAUAAAAGGGCUGCCGCCAUUUCUCUGUUGGGUUCUCUGUUGGGAAAGCCUUCAAAAGACUUCUUUGUUUGGGCAGGCACAUUUCCUUUUUGCAUCCUCAGCAGCUUUUCAGUGGUGAACACACCAUCCUAGAUAUCUGAUUGAUCAUCAGGCGGAUAUUGUGUGUGCACUGUCAGGAACCAUGGCUGCCGACCCUGACCAGAAAGUGGUCUCCGAAGGCCCGGCCAUCACCGGUGACAGCGACAAGUUGUCCUCGCCGCCGUCGAUUGAACAUGCCCAAGUCGUCAACAUCGGGCGCGAGAAUCUCGGCGAGGUUCUUCCACCCCACGAGAGCUACGAGGGCCGUCACCGAUUCGACCCGACGGCAACGUGGACCAAGCAGGAAGAGCGCAGGGUGGUGCGCAAGACGGACAUGUACCUUCUCUCGUGGCUCUGCGUCAUGUUCUUUGGUCUCCAGCUCGACCGCGGAAACCUGUCCAAUGCGCUGGCCGACGGCUUCCUCGCCGACAUGGGCCUGACGACAGACGACUACAACAACGGCACCACCAUCCAGAUCAUAUUCUUCCUCGCGGCCGAGUUCCCCGUACAGCUGGCCGCCAAGAGGUACGGCUUCAAGUACAUCCUGCCCAGCCUGAUGAUGGCCUGGGGCACCGUGUCCUGGGCGCAGGCCUGGCAGCACGACCGCGCCAGUUUCCUGAUCUGCAGGGCCCUGAUCGGCCUCUGCGAGGGUGGCUUCAUCCCGGCCACCAUUCUCUUCUCGACAUACUUUUACACGUCCAAGGAGCUGGCCGUGCGUCUUGCCGCCUUUUGGUCGACGCUCAAUGUCGCCCGUGUCAUCUCGGCUCUGCUUGCAGCAGGUAUCUUGCAGAUGCGCGGCGUUGGUGGACACCCCGGUUGGUUCUGGCUCUUCUUGCUCGAAGGUCUUUUGACUUGCCUGAUUGCUGGUAUUUCCUAUGUCUACCUCCCCUUUUCGCCGACAGCCACCAAGGGAGGUCUUUGGCGUAAAUCAUGGUACACGGAGCGCGAGGAGGUCAUAAUGGUCAACCGCAUUCUCCGCGACGAUCCCGCAAAGGGCCGAACAGCACUGAAGGAGGCGAUCAAGUGGAAGGACAUCCUCGACGCCUGGAAGGACCCCUCGGUCUGGGGACUCUACUUUAUGGGCCUCGUCGCCUACAUUCCCGCCACUCCGGUGCAGGCGUACCUUACAUAUCAGCUCCGCCAGCUCGGCUACUCGACCUUUGACUCCAACAUGCUCACGAUCCCAUCCGCUGCGCUCCAGAUCAUCACGAUGUUGGCCUUGGCAUACAGCAGCGACUACUUCAACGAGCGCACCUUCCACUGCUUCUUUGGCGAGGCGUGGAUCCUGCCCCUGCUGGCCGCCAUGCUGGCGAUCCCGGACGGCGGCCGGCCGUGGGAGCGCUUCUCGCUCGUGACGCUCAUCUCGGGCUACCCGUACUUCCACCCCAUCAUCUCGUCCUGGAUCUCGGAGAACACGUUUGACGUCAAGAAGAGGGCCGUGACGGCGGCGACGUACAACGUCGUGGUGCAGGUGGGCUCCAUCACGGGGUCGCAGAUUUACAGAACCUACGACGCCCCUUACUACAAGCGCGGCAACGCCGUGCUCAUCUCCAUCUGCGCCCUCAGCCUCGUCACGCUGCUGGUGCAGAGGACGGUGCUGAAGACGCUCAACAAGCGCAAGGAGAGCAAGUGGGCUACCAUGUCCGAGGCCGAGCGUGCCGCGUACCAGAACGACACCGAGGCAAGGGAGAAGGACGGCAACAGGCGGUUGGACUUUCGCUUUGUUUACUAAUAGGGAUUUGCCAACAAAAAUAGAAAAUGCGGGCCUUGUCGCCAUCUACUCUAUCUACGGUAUUACUGGUCUAGAAGUAGUUGGAUUUUGGCUGAGGCUUGUGUCAAAACACCCAAGCACGUAGAGCUGUCAUGUUCGUGUUUGUCAAUGUUGAAUAUCCAUUCCCCAACAUCAGUCCCCACCC
Molecule: messenger RNA, 3566 nt
Organism: Pyricularia oryzae 70-15
Lineage: Eukaryota; Fungi; Ascomycota; Sordariomycetes; Magnaporthales; Pyriculariaceae
Exons: 4
Coding region: 1754-3382 (542 amino acids)
Biological process (GO): transmembrane transport
Cellular component (GO): membrane
Molecular function (GO): transmembrane transporter activity
Source: RefSeq, a predicted model, not a curated record